Messenger RNA from Mobula hypostoma (lesser devil ray), 876 nucleotides. It is a transcript of the gene mrpl11, whose product is annotated as mitochondrial ribosomal protein L11. The transcript is spliced from 6 exons. Gene Ontology annotation, biological process: translation. Gene Ontology annotation, molecular function: structural constituent of ribosome; large ribosomal subunit rRNA binding. The record is from RefSeq and is a predicted model, not a curated record. Gene Ontology annotation, cellular component: ribosome; mitochondrial large ribosomal subunit. The coding region runs from base 106 to 678 and encodes 190 amino acids. Lineage: Eukaryota; Metazoa; Chordata; Chondrichthyes; Myliobatiformes; Myliobatidae.
CUUUAACCUACAAUGGCGAUGCCCAUGCUGGUAAUCAGAGUGAAUGCCUGGCUCGGUGUCUCUGAAACUCCGGGGUUGUUCUAGCUGUCCCUCCACAGACGAAGGAUGUCCAAGCUCUCUCGGGCAACGAAAGCCGUGAGGAAGGUGGAUUCUGGAGGGCUAAUCCAAGCCAUCGUCCGCUCUGGCCAGGCUGCCCCGGGACCACCGCUCGGCCCUAUACUCGGUCAGCGAGGCAUUCCCAUCGGGCAGUUCUGCAAGGAGUUUAACGAGAGGACCAAGGACAUCAAAGAGGGGAUCCCGUUACCUGUGAGGAUCUCCGUCAACCCUGACCGCACCUACGAACUGAAGAUCAGCAAGCCCACAGUUUCCUACUUCCUGAAGGCAGCAGCGGGUAUCGAGAAGGGGGCUGGGAGGACAGGUCACGAGGUGGCGGGCGUGGUGACCGUGAAGCACAUUUACGAAAUCGCCAAGGUGAAGUCUGAGGACGAGAGCUUCCAACUGCAGGACAUGUCGCUGAGGGACGUGUGCAAAAGUCUGAUUGGGACGGCCCAGUCCCUCGGCAUCAAGGUGGUCCGAGACCUCUCAGCCGAGGAGUACGCCAGCUUUCGGGAGCAGAGGGAGGAGCAGCUGAAGGCAGAAGCCUCCUCCCUCGAGGCGGCCGCCGCCAAGAAGAAGUAGCAGCCGGCGGUCCGACGUGGCGGGAGGCUUCAGGAGAACAAGUCCUGACCCCAGCGUUGGGCACGCUGAAGUUCAAGGAUUGCAUCGUUCGCCAAGUGGAACAGCGUUCCUCCGGACCGAGGCGGACAACACAGUACAGAUAACUCACGUGCACAGCGCAUAAAGUGGUUUUACCGCAAAUAAAUUAACUGAUGAUAA